Rhagoletis zephyria (snowberry fruit fly) is the source of this 390-nucleotide messenger RNA. Lineage: Eukaryota; Metazoa; Arthropoda; Insecta; Diptera; Tephritidae. The record is from RefSeq and is a predicted model, not a curated record.
AUGGCAUCGUUAUCAUCAAUGCUAAAAGAACAUCAGCUGAAGCAGAUUAAGAAACGAGAAGAAAUAGAACAAAAAAGAAAUGCCGCAGUGGCAAGUUCCGUUCAUUUUACCACCAAAGUAGUGAACCACCUAAAUGAUGGAAUUGCGCAAACGUACCUCAAUCAACGAAAAUUGGACUCUGAAGCAAAGCAGCUGGUUGCAAAUAUCGAUCAAUUUUCUCGCUCAAUCAACCAAUGGCUAACACUGAUGAACGGAUUCAACGACUCUUUAAAACAACUUGGAGAUGUGGAGAAUUGGGCGAAGGUAAUAGAAAACGAUAUGAAAGAGAUUUCUUGCAUAUUGGAGUAUGUUUACAAGAACUCGAGCAACUCGACAUCAAUUGAACGAUGA